Electrophorus electricus (electric eel) is the source of this 1812-nucleotide messenger RNA. It is a transcript of the gene cdc42l2, whose product is annotated as cell division cycle 42 like 2. Gene Ontology annotation, biological process: small GTPase-mediated signal transduction. The record is from RefSeq and is a predicted model, not a curated record. Gene Ontology annotation, molecular function: GTPase activity; GTP binding. NCBI's taxonomy places the organism in Eukaryota, Metazoa, Chordata, Actinopteri, Gymnotiformes, Gymnotidae.
GAAAAAAGUGUUGGUUGCUGUCUUCAUAGUAGGUUUAUAGCUGGCUGGUGUUCACAGUCAACGGUUAAGUGGAAAUAACUUUUGAAGAUAUCAGGGUUCAUUCUGAAAGUGCAGUGAUGCAGACAAUUAAAUGUGUAGUAGUUGGUGAUGGUGCUGUGGGUAAAACCUGCCUUUUGAUUUCAUACACCACAAACAAGUUUCCUUCGGAAUAUGUACCUACAGUGUUUGAUAACUAUGCUGUAACUGUAAUGAUUGGUGGCGAACCUUACACUCUUGGAUUAUUUGACACUGCAGGUCAGGAAGAUUAUGACCGCUUGCGGCCCUUGAGCUAUCCCCAAACUGAUGUAUUCUUAGUUUGUUUCUCUGUAGUUUCACCCUCAUCUUUUGAAAAUGUCAAAGAAAAGUGGGUGCCUGAGAUUACCCACCACUGUCCAAAGACUCCAUUCCUGUUGGUCGGAACUCAGAUUGACCUAAGAGAUGAUCCCUUGACUACUGAAAAGCUUGCCAAGAACAAGCAGAAACCUAUCACUCCAGAGACAGCAGAGAAACUGGCCAGGGACUUAAAAGCAGUGAAAUAUGUGGAAUGUUCGGCCUUAACACAGAAAGGGCUGAAGAAUGUUUUUGAUGAAGCCAUUCUAGCUGCCCUGGAGCCACCGGAGCCUAAGAAAAAGCGUAAAUGUGUUCUUUUAUGAGUUCAGCCUUUAAAGAAGACCUUUCAGGCAAAAAUCAGCAUAUGAUGUAUGACUAUUUUCAGUAAAGAAAAGAAUCAGCUUUGGUUAUGUUUUACACCUUAAUCAGAACUAUUGCAAAAAAGGACUAUUGUAAUUUUUGUUCCCCCCCCCCCCCAUUUUUGCCUUAUAAUGGUAUGCAAUCUGACUUAGGUAAAGUGAAUAGGAAAAAAGUACAGUGAGUACAUAACACUGCUUUACAUUAAGAUUGCUUAAGGUGUCAUGUUUUGUGUUUGCCUCGUCACAUGGAAGUGACAUAAUGCAAGGCAUUCUAACAGUUGAAUGAAUCCUUUUAUAUGUAGUUCUUUAUUUAUGGUCAGUAUUCCUAAAGUAUUCAGAUUACAUCAUUGAAUAUAUUACUAAAUAUUAUAUUGAAUUAUUGGAACAUUUUCAUGCAUUUGAGUAGCAACAAUAAUUGUGAUAUUUUGUAAAAAUACCUUUGUUUAUUAGUGACAGGUAAACUUUCCAAGGUCUCCACAAAACUUUGGAAAUAUUCAGUGUUACUAUAUCUGAUAAGAUUUGUAUAGGUUAGUUAAUGUAUCAGAAGAUGUUUUAAUAUCAUGUUUUUUUUCUUUUCAAUGACUGGUAACCAACAUUCAAAAGCUAUAAUUGUGACCUUACUGUAAUGUGCUUUCUACAACUGACACCCAAGUACAGUAAAACCAUAAGCAACUGGUGAUACAAAAGAAGAACAGAAUGACUUCCUUUAUCUAAAAUCAAGCCAUUAGGGAUUUUUUUUUCCUUCCAGUUGUAUUUUUUUCAACAUUCUUGUAAAUCAGCAACAACCCAGAAUUUAAAAAUUCUACUUUAUAAUACUACUGGCACACUUUUUUUCCUCUCCCUUUAACUCUGGAUUUGAGAAAACACUAUUAAAAAAUAACCUGAUUGCAGCUACAUGUGAAAUUGUCUUAGCGUAAAUUUUAUACCAUAUCUGAAAAUCAUAGUAAUUGUGGUCUUGUUAAAUUUUGUAUGGUCCCAUUCAUGAUCAGGUUAUAAUGACUUUUAAAUAUCAUGCAUUUUAUCAGGCACACUUUUAGCUUUCUGUUUAUUCAGUUAAGUCAGCCUUGAACUUUAUCCAGAAUAA